This is a messenger RNA of Lathyrus sativus (Indian pea), 450 nucleotides long. The record is from the annotation of a GenBank genome assembly. Lineage: Eukaryota; Viridiplantae; Streptophyta; Magnoliopsida; Fabales; Fabaceae.
AUGUCGUUGGUAACCGAAGAAAUGAAAUCGAAAUCCGAGAUAUUCCAUGGAGACAAAAUCUGUCAACAGAAAUCCAAAGAGUUUCUUGGAGAAAUUGCUCUCCCCAACGGUCUAUUACCAUUGAAAGACAUCAUUGAAGUUGGUUGCAAUAAAGAAGCCGGUUUUGUUUGGCUGAAACAAAAGAAAAGCACAACACACAAAUUUGAAAAGAUUGGAAAAGUUACAUCUUAUGCUACUGAAGUCACAGCCCAUGUUGAAAAAGGUAAGAUUAAGAAACUAACUGGUGUGAAAACCAAAGAGCUUUUCAUUUGGAUUACAAUCAGUGAUAUUUAUGUGGAUGACCCACCUACUGGGAAAAUCACUUUCCAAACACCUGCUGGACUUUCUAGAACUUUUCCAGUUUCUGCUUUUGAAGUUGAUGAGAAAUCAAGUGGUGUGAAAGAGAUCUAG